ACCAUACCCCCCUCCGAAGAACAAGUUUUAGGAAGGGAGGGCCUUACUUCUCUCUAAGGCUCCAAGCUCGACUGCUCUGCUCCAUUAAGGGGAGUUGGGAAGGUGUAAUAGUAGCAGCAGCAGUAGUAGUACUGGUUGUAGUACUAGUAGUAGCUUUAGUAGUGGUGUUUACCUUGGGGCUUGUGUCUGUUGCUGCCUCUAGCUUGGGGUAGUGGGUUGGGGGAGAGGGACGGAUGGUAGAGUUGUAGCUUUUCUCCUUCAAUGUCCCCUUCCCCCUUUCCGAAGAAUGAGUAUUCCUGAGGAAGAGUUUGAUUAUCCUCAGUAAAGGACCUAGCUUGAGUUAUCCACCAACUUUGUCUGUGGGGCUCCAAAUUGGAUGUAAUAACUUAGUUAAGUCCUUAUCAAUUAAAAAACAAAGAAAAUGACGGAAAUAUUGGAGCAUCAUUUCUACUGGAAGUCCAAUUAACACCCAUUCCUCAAAUACUUGAUCACCAUCAGCCCUGGCAUGGCGCAGAGCAGUCCGCAGCUUGAUAUCCAGAUACUCCAUGAUCUUCGGCAACUUUUCCCUGAGAUUCCAGAGGGUGUGGUAUCACAAUGCAUGUUGCAGAAUAACAACAACCUGGAAGCUUGCUGUCGGGCCCUUUCACAGGAAAGCAGCAAAUACUUGUAUAUGGAUUACCAGAGCCCAGAUGAUAACAGAAUGAAUAGAAAUCGCUUUUUGCACAUUAACCUGGGUGUCCAUUCACCUAGUAACUACCAUACAGGAGAUGGAGCUCAACUUAACGGUGGUCGAACACUGGUACAUAGUUCAAGUGAUGGUCAUAUUGAUCCACAGCACACGCCAGGUAAACAGCUGAUAUGUUUAGUUCAGGAACCACACUCAGCCCCAGCUGUUGUGGCUGCUUCUCCCAACUACAACCCAUUUUUUAUGAAUGAACAGAAUAGAAAUGCAGCUACUCCUCCUCCACAGCCACCUCAACAGCCAUCUUCCAUGCCAACAGGAAUGAAUACAUCUGCUAUGCAAGGGCCUUCACCACCACCACAGCCACCUCCCUCAUACAUGCACAUACCUCGUUAUAGUACAAAUCCAAUUACUGUUACAGUAUCACAAAACCUCCCCUCUGGACAGACUGUUCCCAGAGCUUUACAAAUUCUUCCACAAAUUCCAAGCAAUCUCUAUGGGUCUCCUGGUUCUAUAUAUAUUAGGCAAGCAUCUCAAAGUUCAUCAGGAAGACAGACUCCUCAGAGUACACCCUGGCAGUCCUCACCACAAGGCCCCCUACCACAUUAUAGUCCACGUCCUUUACCUGUUUAUCCACAUCAGCAAAACUAUCAGCCUUCGCAGUAUUCUCCCAAACAGCCACAGAUCCCUCAAACUGCUUAUCGAUCACCACCUACUUCUCAGUGUCCUUCACCUUUCGGUUCUCCUCAGCAUCAAGUGCAACCUCCUCAGUUGGGUCACCAGAGUUCGCAUGUCUUUAUGCCACCUAGUCCUUCAACUACUCCACCCCAUCCGUAUCAAGCACCUCCAAGCUAUCAGAAACAGGGAGGUCAUUCGGUAUCCUAUCUCCCUUACAGUGCAUCUAGUUUAUCCAAAGCUUCCAUGAAGAAAAUAGAAAUUACAGUUGAGCCCCCACAAAGACCUGGGACAGCAAUUAAUAGAAGUCCUUCACCAAUAAGUAAUCAGCCAUCUCAGCGGAACCAACACCCAUUGUAUACAGCCACUACUCCACCUUCAAAUUCUCCUUCGAGAGGAAUGUCUAAUCAACCCAAACCUCCAUUUAGUGUUAAUCCCGUAUAUAUUACAUAUACACAACCAACUGGACCUCCCUGUGCUCCUACACCAUCUCCUCGGGUAAUGCCAAACCCAACGACAGUUUUCAAAAUUACAGUAGGCCGAGCAACGACUGAAAAUCUUUUAAAUUUAGUGGACCAAGAAGAGCAUUCAGGGGCACCAGAACCUAUUCAGCCCAUUUCAUUGAUACCAGCACCGGGAGGAGAGAAAGGAAGCCAUAAGCAACAGAAAAGUUGUAGUUCUGGAUCUGAUGAUUAUGCUUAUACUCAAGCCUUGCUAUUACAUCAGCGAGCAAGGAUGGAGAGGUUAGCAAAACAAUUGAAACUUGAGGAAGAAGAACUCGAGCGGUUGAAGGCUGAAGUUAAUGGUAUGGAGCAUGAUCUUAUGCAGAGACGACUUAGAAGAGUUAGCUGUACCACGGCAAUCCCAACUCACCCUAGAAAUUUGGAACUGGAGAUAAAUGGAUAUUGGGAAGACUUUUGGAGGAGAUGUGGCACUUAUCCACUUGGAAAGCCUGAGGAAAUGACAAGAUUGAGAAGCAUGAACAGACAACUCCAGAUAAAUGUUGACUGUACACUGAAAGAAGUUGACCUCCUUCAAUCUAGAGGCAAUUUUGAUCCAAAAGCCUUGAAUAAUUUUUAUGACAAUAUAGAACCUGGUCCAGUUGUGCCACCGAAGCCAUCAAAAAAAGGGACUUCAGAUACCUGUACAACAGAGAGAAAAGCCCGAAGAAUCAGUGUGACCUCCAAAGUACAGUUGGAUCCCCUGGAUUCCCAGGCUACUACUGCUGAUGAGCAUCCAGACAGCUCCAAAAAGACUUCAAAGGCCCAUCCAAAAGAUGAAGACUUUGAAGGGGCUCCAUGGAAUUGUGAGAGUUGCACCUUUCUGAAUCACCCAGCAUUAAAUCGUUGUGAGCAGUGCGAGAUGCCGCGGUACACUUGAAUCAAGAAGAGGCUUUUGAGGCUGAGAGUGAGGUUCUGAGCACCCACAGAGGAAGAGGAAACCUGGCGACUCCUUCAGACCAUCUGACCAGUGUUUUCCUUUCCAAUUUCCCAAGGGGAAGGAGAUUUGAAAUAGUAUCCACUUGUCUACCACACUAAAGGAAAAAAAAUAAGGGGGAUGUUUUUCUUUCUUACCCACAUUGUGUGCUAAGUGAAGGGAUACUUGAAACCAGGAAAGGAUUCACUCCUCAAAGAAUGUAUACAGGAAAGCCAAGAGCUACUCCUGUUUAAUCCCUAUGGCUAUAUUUACUGCUCAGUGGCCCUUAUUUCUUAAACUUAGAACUUUGAGUCACAGUGCAAACUGUUACAGUUAUCUAGACAAAUUGUGACAUGCUAGCACAGACUCACCUGAUCACAGCGUGCUGGAAAAGAACGCUUCCCUGCUCUGCCAGAUUGUAUCCUGCUGAAAAAAAAAGUCAGGAAAAGGCAACCAGAUUAUUGUAAUGCACAGAGUAAUCAGAGGGGGUUUGUAAUUGCUGCUUUCUUCAGGGGUAAUUUCAAUCUCUAUACACACACAAACACACACACACGUCAGGACAAAGGCGUGAGCCUUAUUUUACUGAAGGUACAAUCAGAGGUGGUAAAAUCCCUUUUGCUUGUACACUAUUCAUUAAGCUGUAUCAACACUGGUAACUAACAGAGACCUAAUUAUGCCACAUAAUGGAUUAAAAAAAAAGUUACUGCAUGCUUUUAUUAGGCUGUUGUGUCCCCAUAAAGUCUGCUUUUAUAUGUGACACUCAUCAGACUGUGCUUUGCUAAUAGUACAGUGAAUGGAUGCCAAAUGCAGACCAGUUCCAAAUUCCAUUUGGAAUACUUGAGCUCAGCUGUGGUUAUGUAUGAGAAGUGUUGGCACCCUGUAACUUAGGCCUUUUCUCAGCUUCCAAUUUUGUGAAGAAUUUAUAAUGUUUACAGCACAGACAGUACUUUGUGCCACAAUCCUGAUUUAGCUGAAAUAUAAUCAAUAUUAGCUAUAAAGGUUUAUUUGCACAUUGUUAAUAAACCACCAUGUUGGAAACCGUACAUGGCUAAUCUUGUAAAGUUGUCCAUUGCAUUUUACGGGUCAUAAAGGGACAAAAGGCUGGUCAGGAAAUGUUAUUAGUAGAAUGAUGAAUACAGAGGACUUUAAAACUAAAUCAAACUAGUAUAGCUAUAGAGUUGGUACCUUUUCUGCAAAGGUAAUGUUGUCAGUCAUUCAGAUAAUCCAAAUAGCUAUAUUAAAGCACUCCAUCUUUAUGAAACCACAGUUUUGGAAUGUGGGUAAAUGAAUGUAAGGUAAAGAUCAUAUAUGAUGGACUAAGAUAUCACCACUGAUGGAAAAUUAGGUGUAAGGGAUUUUAUUAUUCCACUUUGUUAGUAUCAUUUAAAGAACAGAGAUUUUUCUCUCUCACUGAUGCCAUUUUUCUGCAUUGCUCAGAACAGGAUUCUGCAAUCUUUCCUCAUGUUAAUGAGUCAAGACAGCAGUAAAAUGAGCAGGUCUGCCAUUACUAAAGAGAUACGAGUUGUACUACUUGAAUUAGAAAACCAAUCUCUGGCAGAUAUUGAAAAGCAAGCUGCACUAAUAAUCAUAACAAAACCAAAGGCAUCACAGCUCUUAAUAGUUUUUUGUCCAUGACCCAUUCAGAGUCCAUCAAAAUUCUUAUGAUUUCACACUCCAACACAGCCUCAAAGGUAUUUUUCUCAUGUGUGGAAGAAUACCUAAAAUGCAUCAGUUUGUCUGACAGAAUAAGGAUUUUAGUGUGCAAUUGUGGAAUCACACCGAUUAAAAACAUCUCUGCCACAGCUAUGGCAAAACUGUGAAAAUAGUGGUGAGAAAGCAGAAGAGCUUAAAAAAAAUGAACACUUUUUUCAAAAAAGUUCUGUAACACUGGUAUCUGUUAAUCUUGUGUUUUCAGCAGUCAUGUACCAGUUCUAUUGUUUCCAUACACCAAUACCUUUGCCUUCCUAUGGUUUCACAUCUCUUGUUUAUUGAUGGUCAGCCCUGUUUAAAAAUAAUAUGUGAGGGGGAAAAUACUGCUUGGUGUCACUCCAGCUAAAAUACUUUACAAUAACGCUGGCAUUCUAGAGUGGCAGCAUCCAAAUUGACCGUUAUCAGUUAUUCAGCUGAGAAUGGAAGUAGCAUGUUUGAAAAUAUUUUGCUAUUUUAUUAAGACCCUACAAAACUGACUUUUAAAAGAAUUCUGCAUGAAAUGCAUCAAAGUAAAUAAGUUGCUACCAUUCAGUAGAUGCAUGGUUUCUGGUAUUUGGUGAUAUUUCUAGUCAAUCAUAGGUUUCACCUGCCAGGGAAAUUUUUUAAAAAGAAAAAAAAUGUCCUUGGAUAGAUACUUAGAGUGAAUGAAAGAAAUAGAGGUUAAUUUUAAAGAGAUAUUGUGUAUGCUAAUUUUCUGGCUGUACAAGAGAUAUACCAGUUUAGAUUGUCAUUAUUUUAAAAAAAUGUGAAACUUUGCCGCUGAUAGACUAGAUAUGCUUAAAUAUUUAGUGUAUAAAGAAUGUGUUCUUGUGUCCAAUUUAAGCAUUAAGUCACCAAAAUUUAAGAAGUGGGCAAUACCUUUGAAAAUUAGAAUCUAGUGAUAUUGGCAUAGACAGACAAUGGCAUAUAAUUGAAAAUUAUAUUAACUUCAGUUCAGCCUGGGAGAUAAUAUGCUGAUGCUGUUUUGUUCAGUGUACUGCUGGUUUCUAAUAAGAGCAUUUCUGUUAACAUGCUACUAUGUUGGUACAUAUGGUAACGUACACAGUAGAACAUAAACUUAUGACAUUUCACUAUACUGAUAAGCUUUUAAAAAAUAAAUUAUAUUUAACUAUCUUAAAUUAUGGAAUAGUUCUCUAAAAUUUUAAUUGUGAAUAGAGGAGCCAAAGUCCUUCCAAGCACCCUAAAAUGCAUUGAUUUGAUGAUAUUAACUGUUUGGUGAAAGAGUUAGAGGGUUGGGGAGGGAGAAGGGGGCUGGUUGAUAAAGGAAGCUGAAGAAAAUCCAUUUGUAAAGCAGUAGACUUAGAGCAGCAGAUUAAUGAUGGUAGGGAGAGGAGUGGUGCUAUUAUGUUUGUGUAUUUUCCCACAAAAUGGUAAGUGUGAUGAGCAGUGUAAUAUUUUUAAAGAGCUGGUCUCAAUCUUAGUACUUUUUGAUUGUAAUAAAAAAGAAAUCAAUGUCUCAGUAAACUUUGUUAUUGCUUUAUGUCACAAUUAUCUGGAUCACAUAUCCAGUCUUUCUGUGGCAACAGAUAUAGAAAGCAAAUUAUAAAUUCCUUUUGAAAUGAUAUGAAUGAGGAAAGCAAAAACAUAAAAAUUAUGUUAAAAAUGUACAGAAAAAUUGAUCUUAAAAAAGAAGUGGUACACCCUGGAAUGUGAAAAUGUCUUUUUCUAGUUAAAGGUUCAGUUAUUUUAGUUUUACCAGUGUUAAUGAAAUGACUUCAUGCCACAACUAUUGCAUUACACAUACACAUACACACACACACACACACACACACACACACAAACACACAAAUAUAUAUCUGCAGAAAACUAGAAGUGAAAAGUGUACUUUGCAAAACCGGAAUAAUUGGGCACUGACUGUGUUGCAUCACUACUGUAUCUUAUGGAAAGAUUAAACAGUAUUUUCCUAUUUUUAAUUUUGAUGGCAUUUUCCACAUUCACCAGAGGUACAUUUUCAGUAUUAUUUACAUCCUCAAAUAUUUAAUACACGUAGACUUUGCAUGACUUGAGCCUUCAAAGGUCAAUGGGAUUAUGACAUUAGUUAAUUUUAAUUUUUCAAAGCCAUGAAAAGUUUUUUUUUAAAGCUGAGCAUUUUUAAAUUUUUAUUUAUAAUAUCAAUAAUGUACCUAAUCCAUAUUUCCCUAUUGUAAUAGGAUUGAUCACAAUUUUUUUCAUUAAAAGCAAGAGCUUAAUAAAUCUUGUAAAUAUGGUGUCUCUAUUUUAGAUUUCUGUGUACGCUGUGAAUGAAAUUAUUUUGAGAUGAAAUUGUACAAAGGCAUUUAAAAGGCUAUGCAUGCAUCAUACCUCCAACCAGUACAUAUUCGGAGAAUCGCAGAUUCCUGCAAAAUAAAUUAAUAAACUAAGAAAACACUA
This is a messenger RNA of Dromiciops gliroides (monito del monte), 6853 nucleotides long. RefSeq names its product TGF-beta activated kinase 1 (MAP3K7) binding protein 3 (gene TAB3). Lineage: Eukaryota; Metazoa; Chordata; Mammalia; Microbiotheria; Microbiotheriidae. Gene Ontology annotation, molecular function: ubiquitin binding. The coding region runs from base 506 to 2737 and encodes 743 amino acids. Gene Ontology annotation, cellular component: extracellular exosome. The record is from RefSeq and is a predicted model, not a curated record. The transcript is spliced from 10 exons.